GAGAUGUAGGAGGUAGGAAGGGAGGGGGUGUGUGCAAUUCAAAGGCGGUCUUUCAGUUAAAAUCUCAGAACGAAUGUAGAUAGCUAUGUUAACUAAUGUGUUCUGGGGUGUAGCUGUGUAAAUAACACACGUCUGUAAUAGGUAUUUGUCGACAUUUUUAUCGAGAGGUUAGCUGCUGCAAUAGCGAAGCGCUUAGUUUUAGCUUAGGUGGCUUUACCUAAGAGACGGUGUGUGAGGGAAAGAACAAGAGGGAGAACCAGGGGAGGGGACGGAGGGUGUACAGGCUGCUUACGGGACGCACAGGCACUCUGAUUGUGCUGCCAUAAUUUAAGUGGCGGGGACCAAAAAAUAUUUUGGAUUUUAAAAGGCCCAGGAAUUGUGUAUAUGUGACGCCCCCCAACUCCACCGCGACUGGCCGGGGUUGUCAAGACGAGAGAGGGAGAAGGGAAAGCGGCGGAGCGGUCUACCCAAGCCCGGGGUUUCGUCCUUUUGCAGAGGAAUUCAAAAAAGACAAAUUACUCUCUCCACUGGGCCCUCUGCGUUACCAGUGGAAGUGGUGGAGGUAAAGGGAAGUUUUACGUACCCAUGUCCCUCGAACUUGAGAGUUCGUGAAGAAUGCCUAACGAACAUGCUGAGGUCCAACAGCAAACACCACGGAACACUCAGAACCAGCACACUCACCACCAGAUGUCCCUUCACUCCAGCCAUGCUUCCCUCAUGCAGGGUUAUGGGGCUAGAAGCAGAGGCGGUGGAGGUGGGAAAGGGUUGCAAGGUAGUCACUUGAGUGAAAAUCCAUACCAAAAAGAAGCCAUUGAUUAUUAUAUGUCAGUGAGUGGAAAACAAAGUUCAAGGAGAGGGAGCCAAGGACUGGAAUAUGGGGUCAGUUUUGGAUAUUCGGAUGUAGGUGGACAAGUGCCUCACCAAUAUCGACAUGCUGGAAAUGGUCCAGGGUCUUCUGUGAUGUCUCACUAUCAGCUGGACUACACUGCUUCAGCUGCCACUGGUGGAAAUAGCAGUAGCAACAGUAGUAAAAGUGGUACUGGAGCCUUUUCUCCUACACAUCAGUAUUGCUUAAGUCAAAAUCCCUCAGUCCAAUCAACUCCUGGACACCAGAUGCACCCACGCCAACAGGGUCAAGAUUACUCUUCCCAUCAACCCUUUCCACAAAGGCAGCAGCACAGAGGUUAUCCUCUUUCUGGACAUAGACCACUUCCCCAGUUCUCCCGGGUCCCUUUGUCUAAUGCAUCUGCAGAGUCAGCUAGGGCAUACAAUUUUCCUCCACAGAGGUAUCUUAGUGGGGGUGCUACUAGCAAUUUUGAGUGUGAAAUUAGUAAUUCAGGUAGUGGCAAUUCAAAAACUGGCUCAAACCAUGGUUCAGUUAAGCCAAGUAAUAUGGCACAGUUUGACAGCAGUCGGCUAAGCUAUAGCUCUUCAAAUUACCCAGCAUAUGAUUUCCAUACUUCUCAGUCACCUCAUAAACAAUCUGUUUACUCACAUCGAUACACCCAGAAUAAUUUGAAACCAGACUAUGAUUCAUCCAAUAAAAUUAUUUCCUCCAGUUUAACUUCCUGCUCACCUUACCCUAAAUACCCUCAGGCUUCCACUGCAUCCUCAAACUCCCACAAUUCUUCAAUGCCUCAGUACGUCUCCCAAGAGAUACCCAAAUCUGUAACUCAGAAUCAGCAACCACAGGUCCAUCCAAACUUCAGCCCAAUUUCUAAUCCAUCUCCAGCUGCCUCAGGAAUACAGUCACCCAACUGUAGCUCAUCACCUUCUCCCCUGUUGGGUGCUUCUGAAGGUCUAGGAAACUCUGCUGUUAACCCCAGUGAAUUGACAUCAACUACUUCUAUUCCAAAUCGUCGAAACAGCCACAAUCAGAUAUUGCGAGCGGCACCUCAGUUGAGUCCCACACCCAGCUCUAACAGCAGUGUUAGUAGUUUUGGGAGCAGCAGUGGUAAUGUAAACACGAUUGGCAUAAAUGCAAGUCCAAGUGGGAGUCAUUCAGUAUUGACUCAAAGCCAGUUGGGAAGAGGAAAGAUAUGUGAUGAGAAUUAUUCUUCUCUGUACCCAUCUUCUGUUGACAAGCUGACUCGGGAUCCAGGGAUCAACAGUCUAAAUGCAUUAACAUCACAAGUGGCUAAUAUACCUAAUACUGUCCAACAUAUGCUGCUUUCAGACUCUCUGAUUUCAAAAAACAGAGGAAAAGAUGAACCUGCAUAUGAAACUGGUGAACAUUAUCAAAUGCUUCAGAAUUCACAUGGCCUGGCUGCCAAUCAGGAAGGAAGUAAGACUAUGAGUAACAGUUGUAGUGAUAGUGCAACAAGGACUGUACGAAUGGAUAUGGGGGGUGCUCAACCUGACAGUGGAAUGAAUGAGAGUACUGAAGUGGUGAAGCGGGAAGGAGAAGAAAACUCUUCAGGAGGAGGAGAUAGCAUGACUAGGCAAACAAGUGGAACUAGUACUGAGUCUGGCUACAACCAUUCAUCCCAGAAUCUGGCAAAACAGGGUUUACCAUUAGAAUUAGUAGUUGGAGCAUCCAAAAUUAAGAGACAGACUUUGGCUUUUCCAAGAGGAAAUGAGCAUAGUAUUCAUAGUACAUCUUCUUCUUCCCCAUCUUCUCUACCUUCUUCAGUAGAACCCAGUCCAAAUAUACCUCCUCCCUGCACACUUUCUUCUUUUACUUCUACUUCUGUCAGUCCAUCUCCAACACUCAAGUCCCCUAAGGAGCCUAUUGUGAGAAGUAUUGAUCGAAGAAAUUGUAACAAACUCCAGGAAAAUUAUGAUGCUAAUGGCAGAAAAAAGAAAAAUCAAGCAGACCAGGAUAUCACAGUGACACUGGAAGGAUCGAGAAGUGACAUGCCGAGAAUUGGGAAUGACAAAUUGGAGAGCCAUGACAAGCGAAAAGCUGAAGAAGCACAGAAGGGCUCAACAACCCUAAGCGGAAAAGUGGAAGAUUGUGAAAAAAUUGUAAAAACACAAAACCUGGACAAUCCUCAUAAAAUUUUGAAAACUGGAGAAACUCAAAACACAGGAGGAGUAGGAGUGAUUGUCUCUACUCGUUCUGAAAUGACUGAACAUAAUACUUUAUUGGAAUCUCCUCAAGGUGCUCCCUCUGCACCACAACAUUUAGACAAUGAAUUGCAAAAUUCACAAAAUAGUACAGACAAGAUUCAUUCUUCCAAUGCUUUCAAAGAUGCCAGAUGUGUCAAUGGGCAAGGUGGGGGUAGUAUUUGUACCCUCCCCUCAGUGAAUGGAACCAACAUUCCCCCUGAACCCAGUUAUGAGCAGUCACCAUCAUGCCACCAUUCCGGAAAGCAGAGGUCACCAUAUGGAUACUCUGAACUUGUUGGCAGUAUGAUGGAUUUAAAAAAGGCAGGCAGUAUAGAAACAAGUACAGGGAAGGAAGCAAAUUUAAGAUAUGAAAGUCAGCAUCAGCCACCACUCAGUUAUAUCCCAGGACAAAAAAAGGGAAUGGUGCCAACAGGCAUAAUGAAACUGGGAAGAAGAGGAACAAUAAGAGAUCAAGAUAUUAAUCCUCCAGUGCAACAGUCAUCUGCCAGUAUUUUACAAGAAGUACUUCAAGGCUACCACACAGAAAAAACCUAUGACCAUACUAAAAACUCAGUCAACGUGCCCGACACACAUCCCCAGUCUCAAAAUAUGGCUCAUAAUCUUUCAAGACAUUCCUAUGGUGUGAGUAAAAGCAUGAUGCCACGCAGUCUAGUCCCACAAACUGGGCUCAGCCAGGAUCAUCAAGCCUCACUUCCAGCAGCAGUUCCUGUGAAGGAUUACCCUCUAAACCUUAAGCAGAGCAGUACUACUGGCAUUGGACAGGAUCCUCCUCCGACGUCUUGGGCUCCUGUUGGAAUGGGAAGAGCACACGGUGAGUCUUCAGGGAAAUCCAAAAUGGCAACAUCUCCAAAUCGCCCUGCAGCUAUUUUACCAGAAACCACUGAAUCUUCUCAACAACCACCAUUAAAAAACAUUAAUUUGGCAGACUAUCUGCUACCGCAUAGAAUACCCUUCACAAACCCACAAACUUCGUCAUCUGCCGUGCAGCAAUUGUUGUUGCAGGAUACCGAGCCAAUAGGGGGCAGUGACCUACCUGUAAAAAAGCCUCCAAUGGCUUCAUCCUCAUCAUCUUCAGAGCGUUGUUCAGUAAUCUGCGAUGUAUCUCUCCAGAGCACACCUGAAAAGGAAAAGGACAGACAUGAAGACGAGGUAAAAGAGACUUGUAAGGAAACUGGUUACACUGGUGCUUCUGUAAUUCAGCAAUCACAUUCUACUACUUUAGAAGGCCUGCAAGACAACAGUAAAGAGAACAAAAGUGAGGUGAAGAUGGAAACUGAAUGCAGUGCUUCAAAGGAGGUCUUUAGUCAGAAUGAUAAUCCUACCCUUUAUUGUGGACAAUUACCAGAGAAGAAAAGUGCAUUCCGACAGCAAAGCAGAUCUCCAUACACAUCUGUGAACACAAGCACUGACAAUCACAGUUUGUCCACUGGAGAGAAUAGACAUAUAAAUGUAUCAAAUGUCAACCCCUCUCAUUUUCAUCAAGCCCCCCGUACUCUUUCCUCUAACCUUAAUCUUCAGGCAUCACCUUCAACAAGAUGUCAGUCAAACUAUCCAGGGAUAGAUGGAUGCGGUAGUCAUUCAGGAUAUGGGUUUGAAAACUUCAGAGAGAGAAGCCAUUUUCUUUCUCAGAUCCCUCCUCAGCACGAUAUACCUUCCAAAUUUCAGUUUGGAAACUCUCAGCCAAACAAAAAACUGCAAAUGUAUUCUCAUUCUCACCCUCAUCAGUACUCCCAGGAUACAGACGACAAACGUGAAUGGGAAGCCUUACACAAGAACAGGAUAUCAAAGGAUAUGAUGGUGUCUAGUAGUUCAGGAUCAAGUAGCCAGCAGUAUCGCAGCCAAGCAGGGAUGAGCUCCCAAGCCUCUCAUAGUGACCCAGCGGGUCAGCCGAAAUUACUCCACCAGCAAUUCUCUCGGCAGGGUAGUUACUAUGAUAUGAAAAUAUGGAACCUCUCACAAUCUGGAAGAGAGGGUGGAGGGACCCUUGAAUGCACCCAACCAGUCUUUCAAACAAAUCAGACCGGUGUAGUUACUCCUGGGUCCGAUACCUCAAGAGGAGUUACAGAAAAAGUCAAAUCAUUUCCAUCAGUGCCAAGUUCUCAAAAACCAUCUGCUCAUGGUAGUUUUGCUGGUAGUACAGUUAACUUAGGGACUCAACAAGGUCGUAGUCCAGUGAAAACAGAGCGUGCUGGAGAAACUAACCCAUUAAUGAUGAGAAGGAGGGUUCGUUCUUUCAUAUCCCCAAUUCCAGCAAAGAGACAGCAUCAAGAUUUACCACAGCAACAACGGAGUACUCAGACCCUGUAUCCUUCUCCUUUAAGUAACACUGCAUCCAGACAUCAUGAUACUGGUCCAUCAAGUCCUGAUGUGCCCCAUUCCGGAAUGGCCAUUCCAGAUGCUAAUUGUAAUAAGCUAGCUCAGAAUAUGAUGCUAACAUCUCCAUCUUCUCAGGGUAAAACCAACAUUUUACCACCUAGGAAAGGUCGUGGCUUGAAACUGGAAGCGAUAGUGCAGAAAAUAACACCCAAUGUUAAAAACAAUAGAAGUCUCACCGAUUUUGCGUGUACUCCACUAACUGGAUCUUCUCAUACAGAUCUAGUACAUUACAACUCUGACAACCAAGAACAAGAGUCUUGCAUUGGGGACAGUUUAUCUGAAUCUGUAACUGGACAUGGAAGUUCUCAUUCUUAUCUGGAUGAAGGUCUCUCAUUGGAGGAAAUUAUGUCCUACAAGGGUGUUGAGGAGAUUGGCCCCUUGGCUCCCACUGCCUACCCUUGUGACCUCCAACAGAACCCCCCUAUUGUGAAAUUUGGGACCUCAGGGAAUAUUAACCGGAGUGCGGUUGAGGAUUUGAAGCAAGAAACCCAUUUUAGUAUAGAAGGUCAUGGUCCUCAAUUUACAGAAAAAGACAGUUCAGGAGAAGGCAAAGAAGAAUUGAGGUUGUCCACUGAUUUCACUCUUUUGGGACCUUUGCCACCUGCACCACCAUUACCUUGUCCAGUACAAGCUUCUCCACCUCCAUCAUCUUCUGUUUUGUCUGAUAUUCAACAAUUCACUAAUACAUACCAGCAACUAGAGACACGGAGAGGAGAGGACUCUGCAGAAAGCUUUUUGAGAAAGAAGUUAACAGAUUCUGGGCUGGGAUUAGGUUUAGAUGAUUAUUCAAGCAGAGACUUUUAUGGACCCAGCUCAUUUCACCAUAACCAGCAUCAAAGACAGUGCCUGUUACCCAGACACCCAAAUAGUCUUCAGAUACACCAGCAAAGUCCUUUUGGUCAAACCUUAUCUUCAAUGUCAAAUUCAUCACAAUUAAAUGAACUGAAACCCCUUGAGACUGUUGUUCCUAAAGGUUAUUUUCCAUCUGGCAAGAAAAAGGGGCGGCCUGUUGGUAGCGUGAAUAAACAGAAGCGUGCGCAAGUUCAAUCCCAGAAUGCGUCCAUUAAUGCUUCUCCUGUUAUAUCUACACCUAUACAAAUACCUGGCCCUACUGCGACUGCAGAGACUAUUCCAAGUACCGUGACCACAACGCAAAUUUCUGUACCCACUUCUGUAACGGACACUAAAGAAUCAUUUGAAGUGCCCUCUAAUGCUUCUCAAAUGUUGAAUAUGGAUAUAGAGAACAAGGAUGUUCACCCCAAGGUUGAAUUUGAACAAACUGACCAAGGACUAUGCAAGGAAGAUGACAGUCAAAGAGCAAAGUUAGAGGAAAAGCAGCAAAAGAGGAGAAGAAGAGUAGGUGGGCUGAUGGGAAAAGAGAUCCUCCAAGCCUGUGCAGGAACCGAAGAAAAAUGUGCAACUGGAAUUUUUCAAGAUAACAGGAAAUCUGUAUUUUCACCUUACAUUCACGUCGAGAGAAAACAGGAAAUUGGUGCUGUGUGUACUAUAGUGAAUGAAGAACAAGAAAAGUCAAAGGGAGAGAAAAAAGAAGGUGUAAAGGCUGACAAUCUCUUGAACUUACUUUCUUCUGAGAUAAAAAUGGAUAUAGAUAUUGAGGUAGUGAAGGAGAAAACAAAGAUGGAACAAGUUGAUUCUAGUCUUCUUCAGUCAUGUACAGCAGGAAAGACGAUUCCAUUGUCUGGGUAUGUGCUUUCAGGACCUGUAAGUACUGAGACAGGUAAUUCUGGUCAACUGCUGUGUUGUUUAUGCAAGAAGUGGGCAAAUUACAAGAAUCUAGGGGAUCUUUAUGGACCCUAUUACCCUCCCGAAUAUGUGGCAAGCCUUCCUAAGAACCACCCUCAGAUUCGAAAUAGUUUAGGGACUGCCAAGCUUGGUAAUAAAGGAGCAGAUUUAGGAACAUGUACAACGGAAUCAACAAAACAGGAUACACAACAAAUAGAACCACAAAUGUUAAAGCCUACAUUAGAUACUGUUUAUGCAGGAAAUGAAGCUGAAAAACAGUCUACUGUUACUACGACAAAUGCAACCUCUACAGUGGAUGGGGGAAGAGUUUUGGAAAACAUUGAUAAUGUGUACAACAAUAUGGACCUGAACCAAAAAAGUGAUCCGUUUCCAGAGUUGACAGAUAUUGUGAGUGCAGUGAUGAAACAAGAACUGGAGCAACCGCAAGAACAGCAAAAUCAGGACCAGUUGACAGAAGACACCCAGCCAAGACCACAACACAGAAAGCUCACCUCCCAUCCACGCUUUAAAAGGCGACACAGACCCGGUGACGACUUGCCCAAGACUACCCAGAGUAAUUUUAAAACCUCACUGCCAUUCCAGCCACCUCCUCAGCUACUUAACCAAGACCCCUCUGAGCCCUUGGCGCAUCUGGCUCAGCUUCCUGAAGUCCCACUGGACCAUAAUGAAUUGUGGGUACAUGAGGGAUGCAUAGCCUGGGCCAGUGGAGUGUUUCUGGUCAAUGGACGUCUGUAUGGCCUACAGGAGGCACUAGAUGGCGCCAUGGACACAAGCUGCUCUUAUUGUGAGCAAGUGGGUGCAGCACUUGGUUGCUAUAGUAAGGGCUGUUCUCUAAGAUGCCACUAUGUGUGCGCAAUAGCGGACUGCUCCCUAAAUGAAGAGAACUUUUCACUGCGAUGUCCAAAGCACAAGUUUUCCCAAAAAAAUGCAGUAGAGAAGGGCGUCCUUUCAGAGCAGUCGGAAAUGGGCUGAGUCAGUGGCUGUGGGACAGAGGCACCCUAGCAACUGAGAUCGCCUGGCCGGACCUGAGAAAAAAGCCACUGACCUUUAAUGACACCGAAAACACCGUGGUUAAACUUAAGAGAACAAUCAAGAAGAACUAACCAAUCAAGAAAAGAGACCACAGAGGACAGCAAUGCCUGUUUGUUAAAAACCGAAGUGAAAAAAAUGAAAGCUCAGUGGAUUAAUGUUCAGACCUUCUCGGAGGAUGAAUUGACUGAAACAUUACAUGUAAGAAAGGAUGAAAAAAAGGGAAGACUUUGUUCCUCUCUGGCAAACUUUGAAUGUGAAAUAUUUUGGAAAUGAAUCACUUUCUUUAUUGUCCUUUUAAUGUUAUUUGUUAUUUUUCAAAGUCCAAAAUGUAUUAUUAGAUAGAGUUAAGUGCAAGUGGACCAUUCAAAAUGAACUGCUUCACAUAAAGGACUGAGGUUAACGCUUGGAUUUUUACAUUACGUGUGUUGCAUCUAUUAUUCAUAUUAUUAUUAUUAUUCCUAUAUACAGCAUUAUUGUGAUGCAUAUAUUCAUUUUUAUGUUAUCAUCAGUAUUUUGUAGUUGAAUAUAAAUGAAAGCAUUUAAUUUUUAUUGUUGUUUUUAUCACAUAAAAAUGCCUUUUAAAUAGAAAUGACAUUUCAGUAUUGCCGUACCACCUCUUCUGAAGAGGACACAAGCUUGGAGUUUCCACAGAGACAUCAAGGCCUUUGCUUUCGCAUCACUCACAAUCUCCGCGCGUGUGCGUGUGCGUGCUUGCGUGUGCACAUCUGUCUGUCUACCUUUUCCAUCAUUGGUAGUAGAUUAUUGCUUCUCAUCUUUGGGAUUUCACAGUGCAAAAUGGUGUACCUAUGAAUAAAAUAAAAAUAGUGUUAUUUUUCAAGCAAGGCAGGACUAAGGAAGUCUUGUUCUCAGAAAUAAGCCAGCAACAGUAUUGAUAUCAUCUUUGGCUUUAGUGAACGAGAUACGAUUUUGUGAAACGGUAAACAGCAGAUGGAUGUUCUAGAACAAGGUCUUUAUUUUUCUGCUCUGAAUGUAUUUAAUAUCCAAAAAUACAGGGAGAUGCUAAGAGACAGAGUGUGAAAGGAUCCAUAUAAAAUUGUUAAAAAGUAAAUGGUAUUAUAUUUAAUACUAUUUUUUCUACUCUGGUUAAAAAAAGGGAAAAUAUUGACGUAUUACAUUACAAACCUGUCAAUAUGACUGAUAAACACAUAAGACGAAAACAAUGUUCUUUUUUUCUUUAAACAUUUCUUUGUGUCCCAUUGUCUUUAUUAAAAGAUCAUGUAGGUACUCGUGCUGCUACUGAAGUCCUGGCUAUCUAACUUGUAUCUGUAAGUUUUACAUGCUGGAAUAUGUGCUGAUGACCUUCAAAUGUGCAGAAGAGAAAAAGUUUUGGUGGAGGCUGGGCCUGUUACGGAUCAUAGCAGACAGGAACUCUGUCUGGUUCUUUGUAGUGCAGACCUCUACGGUAUUUUUAUGCAGUGAAAAAAGACAUUUCAACCAGCUUAUCAGCUAGUGCCAAUGUCACAAGAAAAUGGCCGAAAUAUUUACUCUGCUGUGUUCUGCAAAUUGGACACUGAUUUUACUUAUUUGGUUACUUUGUCAGAUUGGCUGCUGUCGCUGCUGAUGUUCUGCAUUAGUAGUUCUGCUGUUGGUUAGCCUUUUGUCUCAUUCUGUUGACCGUGUUCUGUUCAAAAUGGUGAGUCGUGGCUGUUGUACUGUUUUUCUUUCUGACAUCGCUGCUUUAUAAAUGGUGACGCUUUGAGAUCAGUACAGUUUUACAUGUGUGUGGUGCUCUGCAUUCCCAACGGCUGUGAGGUAAGGCUUCGUGUGUUUCAGCGGUUCUCCCUUGGACCAUACCACUGUGAUGGAUAGUGGGGGGGAUCUUGCAACCUAUAACUGGUGGGAGCAGGAUAUGAACAGUCCAUGAAGGGCAUUUUAAUAUGUUGCAUUGAAUAUUACUGUAAGCACUGUGCUUCUAACCUUUAAUCUUAUCUUUACAGUCUUAUCUUUGAAAUAACAAGGUUUGGAAAUUCUGA
Molecule: messenger RNA, 10238 nt
Organism: Paramormyrops kingsleyae
Lineage: Eukaryota; Metazoa; Chordata; Actinopteri; Osteoglossiformes; Mormyridae
Gene: tcf20
Product: transcription factor 20
Biological process (GO): regulation of transcription by RNA polymerase II
Cellular component (GO): nucleus
Source: RefSeq, a predicted model, not a curated record